Molecule: messenger RNA, 975 nt
Organism: Fusarium mangiferae
Lineage: Eukaryota; Fungi; Ascomycota; Sordariomycetes; Hypocreales; Nectriaceae
Exons: 1
Coding region: 1-975 (324 amino acids)
Source: RefSeq, a predicted model, not a curated record
AUGCCCAAAGUCUUGAUCAUCGGCGCCACUGGCUACCUCGGAAGCAGAAUCUGCAACGUCCUCAUCAAUAGCGGCCAACACAGAGUCUACGGCAUCGCCCGUAAUGAAGCCAAAGCCAAGUCUCUGGCCGUCGCCGAAGUCACCCCCGUCAUCUGCCACGACCCCAUCAACGAACCAGAUUCUUACCUCAAUGCCAUUCGCAACUUCAACAUUGACAUAGUUGUUGAUGUCUCUGGAGCAAAUCAAGAGUCUGCAAAGUUCCUUGCUGAUGUGAAAGCAAUCGGGCAAGAGCGUUUGAACAAGGCAAAGUCUACAGGGCUCACGCAUGCCCCAAAGCUUGGCUUUAUUUACUGCUCAGGAACUUGGGUCCAUGGAUCGAGUGACAAGCUAGUCAAUGAUCUUGAUAUCGUUGGGCCUGAGGCCACGACACCACCUGCACCUCUUGUUGCAUGGCGUGUCGCCCAUGAGAAUGCUGUUCUCACUGCUUCUGACGUCCUCGACGUGGCAGUUCUGCGACCGGCGCUCAUAUACGGUGGCGAGAGUACUAUCUGGACCGCCUUUUUUCUUCCGCUCCUCCAGGCUUCCCGAGAUAGAUCUUUGGACACUAUCCAAAUCUCAUUGAGCGUUGAUUCUCGGCCCGCGCUUGUGCACGUCAGUGAUGUCGCCACUGGUUUCCAAAAAGCUAUAGAGAAGCUUUCUAUUAUCAACAGCAGCUCGGUCUAUCCUGUCUUUGACCUUGUGACAAGUCAAGAAAGCAUGUCGGAGAUCUUCACAGCUAUGGCUUCACAUUGGGAGUUCAAGGGAAGCUGUGAGUUGGUUGGUCCUGGGGAUGAUUUGUUCGCGGAAGCCAUGGGAACUAGCCUUCGAGGUUCCUCUGAUCGCGCGAAGCAGCUACUUGGCUGGGUACCAACGAGAUUGAAUGGAUUUACCGGAGAUAUGGAUAUUUAUGCUGAUGCAUUUGCCUCUCAAUAUUAG